ACAACCCGUUCUUAGAUUCGGGGCAAUGUGACGUACUUUUGCACAAGGCCCUCCCACGACAGUUGAUGGACACUGCAGUUUUAGCGUUGACCCGCCCUGAGUGAGCUGUACACAGUCCGCCAUUGAUUCGACGCUGGAGCAGCUGUAGACAAGAAUGUCUUCUAAGCGAUUGAGGUGUUUUGUUGUUGGAUGUAAGAAUGAACACAUCAGUCGUCAUUUACUCCCGACAUCCGAGCCGCUGAAGACGCGGUGGAUUACUUUUAUUUUUGAAGGGAAUGUGCCCCCUAAUCUACCUAAAUGCGUUUAUGUUUGCGCAAAUCAUUUUACACCACACUGCUUUGUGAAUGAGGGUCAGUACAAAGCAGGGUUUGCUAAAAAAUUGAUCCUGAAGGAUGGAUCGGUACCAACUCUUCGUUAUCCAGCUUCACCUGCAGAAGCCAGCACAUCUACACAGAGCCACAGGUCGAGGGAUGUUGGCGUCCAGACAGAAUCAUCACAGCUACACAGUUUUGUCACACAACCAUCAACGAGGACAUUUCAAGCACACCACAGGAGUAUCGGUGUCCAGACAACUAUGUCAAGUUUUGAACUUAGCAUGGCAUCAGUUUCUCAUACAGCAGUUAUGUCUUCCACACCACUCAAGACUCCAUCAAAGAGACCUCAUCUGGACCUUGAGGAAGAGGGAUAUGAUGAAGAUACUCUCGAUGAAUGUUCUUCUAUACUAACAGCACAAGAGACUGAUGUCACAUUCAAUCACACAUCAAUAACAGAGCCAAAAGGCUUGUCAGCUCAAGCAUCCAGUCCUGUUCAAAACAUUAGUAAAUAUAUUGUCUAUGAGACCUGCAUCAUGGAACUGUUCGAGUUGUGCCCUGUAUGUCAGAGAAGCUGUCAUGUACGAUCGCAAAGGCUUGGGACAUUUCUACGUGUUGAACAACUCUGCCACCACUGUCGGUUCUCACGGAAAUGGAACAGUCAGCCAAUUUUGGGCUGUACUCCAGCGGGCAACCUUCACCUUUCUGCUGCCGUGUAUCUCUGUGGUGCUUCAUUCUUCACCCUUGAAAAAAUAUUUGCAGCAAUGAAGCUACAACUUUUCAGGUACGACACCUUUCGUCGCCACGGGCGAAUGUGGAUUGAGCCUGCUAUUCUUCACAAAUGGAGAAACUGGCAGGAUGAGAUGCUACAGCAGUUAACUCGAAGGGAUAAAGUCAUUGUUGGAGGAGACAUGAGGGCUGACUCACCAGGGCACUCUGCCAAGUAUGGCAGUUACACAAUGAUGGACCUGGAGACGAAUACCAUUGUUGACGUACAACUCGUCCAGAGUAAUGAAGUGGGAGGAAGUUACCACAUGGAGAAGGAAGGUCUGAAGAGAAGUCUCAACUUUUUGGACGCUCGUGGUGUGACUCUGGACUGCAUUGUGACUGACCGGCACCCGCAAAUUCAAAAAUUCCUCAGGGAGCGCAAUGUUAACCAGUUCUAUGAUGUCUGGCACAUAGAGAAAGGAAUUUCAAAACAGCUGGAGAAAAUUUGCAAGUUGAAGGGAUGUGAGAAACUACGUAACUGGUUGCGUAGUAUUAAAAAUCACAUCUAUUGGACUGCUAAAUCAUCAAGCAAUGGGCCUGAAAGAGUGGCUAAAUGGACAUCUAUGCUGAACCAUGUCCAAGAUAAGCACACACAUGAAGACACCAAUUUUCCUGCAUGUCUACAUCCAACAAGGAAAAGUCUAAACAAAAACAAGUGGCUGACAGCUGGAACUCUAGCAUAUUACAAGUUGGAGAAAGUUCUCUCCAACAAGAGAAUUUUGAAGGAUGUGGCCAAGCUAAGUCCUCACUACCAGACUUCUUCCAUUGGGGUUUUCCACAGUGUCAUACUACGGUUUGCACCCAAAAAUGUGGUCUUUCCAUUUCUUGGAAUGUUGUGCAGACUGUACCUGGCUGCACUACACUACAACGAGAACGCCGGGCGUCCUCAAGCCACAACAGCAGCAGGUCAACCCCUGCUCAAAGUACAAGCAACUUUCAGAUAUAUGGAUGACCUGCUGGACCUCAUAUUUGAUCAAGUCUUUGUGGAUCCUGUACCAUAUGCGGAUGAGGUCUUGAGGAUCCCCAUACCACCGGCAUUGUGUCCAGAGGAUGGCCGGCUUGCUUAGGAUGAGGCCAUCUCCAGCAGGGUGUCUGAUUUUAAGAUAUAGGUGGUCGAAAACCUACAUAGCUGCCCUAGGCAUCGGUGAAACACUUGCUUCGAAUACUCAGGACCACACAGGCUGAAUCACAACUCGUACCCUUCGUCCCAGGAAACCCCAGCACCAGCUA
Messenger RNA from Rhinichthys klamathensis goyatoka, 2309 nucleotides. RefSeq lists its product as uncharacterized. The record is from RefSeq and is a predicted model, not a curated record. NCBI's taxonomy places the organism in Eukaryota, Metazoa, Chordata, Actinopteri, Cypriniformes, Leuciscidae. Bases 155 to 2146 code for a protein of 663 amino acids. The transcript is spliced from 11 exons.